This is a messenger RNA of Oreochromis niloticus (Nile tilapia), 5201 nucleotides long. It is a transcript of the gene fmnl2a, whose product is annotated as formin-like 2a. Gene Ontology annotation, molecular function: small GTPase binding; actin filament binding. Gene Ontology annotation, biological process: cortical actin cytoskeleton organization; regulation of cell shape; cell migration. Gene Ontology annotation, cellular component: cytosol. The record is from RefSeq and is a predicted model, not a curated record. NCBI's taxonomy places the organism in Eukaryota, Metazoa, Chordata, Actinopteri, Cichliformes, Cichlidae.
AUGGGGAACGCAGGGAGCAUGGACCACCACACUGAUCUCAGGGGACACAACAUGCCCCUGAAACUCCCCAUGCCAGACGCAGGUGAACUGGAGGAGAGAUUUGCAAUCGUUUUGAACUCAAUGAAUCUUCCUCCAGACAAAGCGCGGCUCUUGCGGCAGUAUGACAAUGAAAAGAAGUGGGAAUUGAUCUGCGAUCAGGAGCGAUUCCAAGUGAAAAACCCGCCUCACACGUACCUCCAAAAGCUGAGGAGUUAUCUAGAUCCAGCGGUCACAAGAAAGAAAUUCAGACGGCGAGUACAGGAGUCCACCCAAGUCCUGAGAGAACUGGAAAUUUCGUUACGGACCAAUCAUAUAGGGUGGGUACGAGAAUUCCUAAAUGAAGAGAACAAAGGCCUGGAUGUGCUGGUGGACUAUCUUUCUUUCGCACAGUAUGCUGUCACUUUCGAUGGCGAGUGCCUGGAGAACAACCCAGAGGCUGCGAUGGAUAAGUCUAAGCCCUGGAGCCGCUCUAUAGAAGACCUCCAUGGAGGAAGCACCCUACCAUCUCCCAUCACUGGGAACGGUAUCACCCGAGUCGGGCGACAUUCCACGUUACGUUUCAACACAUUGCCCAGCCGGAGAACGCUGAAAAACUCCAGACUGGUCUGCAAAAAAGAUGAUGUCCACGUCUGCAUCAUGUGCCUGCGUGCUAUCAUGAACUACCAGUAUGGCUUCAACAUGGUCAUGUCACACCCUCAUGCUGUGAAUGAAAUUGCACUAAGCCUCAACAACAAAAACCCGAGAACCAAAGCUCUGGUCUUGGAGCUCCUGGCGGCGGUUUGCCUCGUGAGAGGAGGCCACGAAAUUAUUCUCUCUGCGUUCGACAACUUUAAGGAGGUGUGUAUGGAGGAGCAGCGAUUCGAGAAGCUAAUGGAGUACUUCAAGAAUGAGGACAACAACAUUGACUUCAUGGUGGCGUGCAUGCAGUUCAUCAACAUCGUCGUGCACUCAGUGGAGGACAUGAACUUCAGGGUUCAUCUACAGUAUGACUUCACCAAGCUGUGUUUGGACGACUACUUAGAUAAACUAAAGCACACAGAGAGUGAUAAGCUGCAGGUCCAGAUCCAGGCUUACUUGGAUAAUGUGUUUGACGUGGGAGCGCUGCUGGAGGACGCGGAGACCAAAAAUGCUGCCCUGGAGCGGGUGGAGGAGCUGGAGGAGAACAUAUCACAUAUGACAGAGAAGCUGCAGGACAUGGAGAAUGAAGCCAUGGCCAAAAUUGUAGAGCUGGAGAAGCAGCUGAUGCAAAGGAACAAGGAGCUGGAAUCCAUCAGGGAAGUCUAUAAAGAUGCCAGCUCGCAGGUGCACUCGCUGCGACUGAUGUUGAAGGAGAAGGACGAGGCCAUCCAGCGACAAAGUAAACUCGAGAAGAAGAUCCACGAGCUGGAGAAGCAGGGCACCAUCAAGAUCCACAAGAAAGGAGACGGAGACAUCUCAAUCCUAACGUCGCCUCCCUCUGCUACGGAGGGCUCGCCGGGCGCCGUGAUCGGCGGAAACGGUGUAGCCAUCAGUCCAAACCAUGUUGCACUUACGGCGGGCACGACUGUUCCACCUCCACCGCCUCCUCCGCCCCCGCCGCUUCCGAUGAACGGCACACUGUCAAACGGACCAACGUCAACAAUUCCAGCAGCAGCAGCAGCUCCCCCGCCUCCGCCACCACCCCCUCCGCCUCCCCCGCCACCCCCAGGAAUGCUGACAGAGACGAGCCCUCUCCCUCCUCCGCCUCCUCCAGUGGCUCCCCCACUGCCCGGCUGUGGGACGCCCACCGUUAUCAUGAACUCUGGGUUAGCAGCUGUUAAGAUCAAGAAACCCAUAAAGACCAAGUUCCGUAUGCCCGUCUUCAACUGGGUGGCCCUGAAACCAAACCAGAUCAAUGGGACUGUUUUCAAUGAGAUUGAUGAUGAGAAGAUACUGGAGGACCUGAAUGUUGAUGAGUUCGAGGAGAUGUUUAAGACGAAAGCCCAGGGCCCGCCCAUCGACCUCACUGCAAGCAAGCAGAAGGUCAUCCAGAAGGGGCCCAACAAGGUGGCUUUGCUGGACUCCAACAGAGCAAAGAACCUGGCCAUCACGCUGAGGAAAGUGGGCAAGACACCCGAGGAGAUCUGCAAAGCCAUUCAAUUGUUUGAUUUACGGACUCUGCCGGUGGACUUUGUGGAGUGUCUAAUGCGCUUCCAGCCCACGGAGAACGAGAUUAAAGUCCUGCGACAGUUCGAGAAGGAGCGCAAGCCUCUCGAAAGCUUGACGGAUGAGGACCGCUUCAUGAUGCAGUUCAGUAAGAUCGAGAGGCUCAUGCAGAAGAUGACCAUCAUGGCCUUCAUCGGCAACUUCGCCGAAAGCGUGCAGAUGCUUACACCGCAACUGCAUGCAGUCAUUGCAGCAUCAGUGUCCAUCAAGUCAUCACAGAAGCUGAAGAAGAUUUUAGAGAUUAUCUUAGCACUUGGAAACUACAUGAACAGCAGCAAAAGAGGAGCGGUGUAUGGAUUCAAGCUGCAGAGUUUAGACUUGCUACUUGAUACCAAGUCUACAGACCGGAAACAAACAUUAUUACACUACAUAGCCAAUGUGGUUAAAGAGAAAUACACACAAGUUUCCCUUUUCUACAAUGAGAUGCACUAUGUGGAGAAAGCUGCAGCAGUGUCGCUGGAGAACGUCCUGCUGGAUGUUAAGGAGCUGCAGAGAGGCAUGGAGCUGACCAAAAGAGAAUACAGCAUGCACGGCCACAACACCAUGCUCAAAGAGUUCAUUGCACACAAUGAGAGCAAGCUAAAGAAGCUGCAGGAUGAUGCCAAGAUCGCACAGGAUGCUUUUGAUGAGGUGGUGAAAUUCUUCGGAGAGAACGCCAAAACCACACCGCCAUCAGUCUUCUUCCCUGUGUUUGUGCGAUUUGUUAAGGCCUACAGGCAAGCGGAGGAGGACAAUGAGCAAAGGAAAAGACAGGAGCAGAUUAUGCUGGAAAAACUUCUGGAGCAAGAAGCCAUGAUGGAGGAAGACCAGAAGUCUCCAUCCCAUAAGAGCAAGCGGCAGCAACAAGAGUUGAUCCAGGAGCUCAGAAGGAAACAGGUGAAAGACAGUCGCCACGUCUACGAAGGCAAAGACGGAGCGAUUGAGGACAUCAUUACGGUGCUGAAGACCGUGCCCUUUACCGCCCGCACAGCCAAGCGUGGCUCUCGGUUCUUCUGCGAGUCCGCUCUCAAUGAGGAGUACCAUUACUAAGCUUGUAGAACUCUCUAUCUUCUCAAAGAUUUGAGGAAUCAGCCUUACAGGAGGGCGGACGCCGUACGGAGGAGUGUCAGGAGACGCUUUGAUGAUCAGAACCUGCGGCCGGUCAACAAUGGCGACGUAGUCAUGUGACGAGGGAAUAGUGCAUGUGCUAGGGCUGGGGAUGGGGGGAAGGGAGAAAGGUAUUGGGGGGCUAGAGAGAGAGAGAGAGAGAGUAAGGAGUGACAAAAAGAUUGAAGCAGAGUGAAGGAUGACGCGUGGAAGUCAGGUGUUUGUAGCAACAUGUGAGAUGAUUAUGUAUAUAUAUUACAUAAGAAUACUCAAUAUUCCACAUCUGUGCUAUAGUAUUAGCAGCGUUUCACUAUGAAGGACUGGGACACAUAUGGGACUGAAUUUAAAGUGUCUGAAAGGUUGAUUUAAAAACCUUUGACGAGCCAAGUGCCUGAAUUUUGUUGUUGUUGUUUUUUUUGUGGUUUCACGUCACGUUGCCGUGUUUGUCUAAUGACUGUUUGUUCUUAAUAAUCCCACUCUGAGCAAUACAACGUGACCUGGCUUUAAUUUUUCAGAUGUGUAAAACUGGACAUGCGGUGGCCUUAAGAGCCACGUGAAAUGGCGUUACAUGGGGAAAGAUGAUGUAGAAUGUACAGGACGGGUUCUCUUUUUAGCUGUUACAAAUAUUAUUGUUACGGCCCUUUAGUCCGCUCCUCUAACAACACGAACAUGCUCAACCUGCACUUUUUAAAAACAUUUCUUUUUUUUUUCUUACAUCUCAUGAGGGUUUCUCAAGUUAAAGGGCUGUUAAUGUGGUAUGAACUCUAUAUUUGUACUGAAGCAACUAUAAAAGUAAAUAAAGAAAAAGACCAGUUUAAUGUGAAUUCUGUUUAUAGCAGGUAUCUCCAUACUGAUUCUUCUGUUACGUCUUAUUACGAGUGAUCAGUAAGGGCUGAAUUUGUAGCUUCUAAUCCAUUAAAAAAAACAACUUAUUUUCAAGUUGUGCAUAUCUGUAGCUGCACAGCUGGUUUUGUGGAAGGAAUUACGCAGAGCAAGAAAACCGAAUACAUUUUCUAUCGAGGGUAGAAACUGCACGCGAGAUGCGAAACUUUACUGGAAAAUCUCAUUGUCAGAACUGGACAUAACUAAGCGUCAUGCUUCUGUGAGCGUUUUAUAGGCUAACAACAUUCCAGGUCACCGAGUCUACUCGCUUUACUGUAAUUUUAAUGUAUAGUAUUUAACCACUUAAAUGAUUCAUUUAAGCUCAUGUCGUCAUCUAAUGUGUUUUAAAACAGGGCAAAAAAAAAAGUAUACAACAUAAAAAGUUUCCUAAAUGUACAGAUAUUUUGCUACAAACUGUUUUUUCCUUUUUUUUUCUUUUUUUUACCUAAUUCACAUCACCAGAUGGUUAAUAUUGUACAUAUUGUUUAAACAUAAGUUUUCCUUGCCUUGUGCUAUACAACUUGAAUGUUACUUUAACUUAGUUUCUUCCCCCCAUUUUUGUAUAUUUAAUUAAGCCAAAUGCAGCCAGAUAUCUACAGUAGUGUGUUUGAUCAUCUUUUACUGUUAUGCCGAAGGCAGUGGGGUCACGCACUUUGCUUGUUAGGGUGUCAGAGGUGCAUAAAAAAAAAGAAAGUCUGGAAAAGGUUCUGAUGUGCAGAUGUUUAUACACGCCAACUUAAUGGCUACACUAACAAUCAAAAGUAGUUCUGUUCAUUGUCUCCACUGAAGCAUGUGACGCCAUCGGCUCCUUUUCUUUGAACUUCACUGUCUGUGGCAGCGUAACUUCUCAAACUGGAUAUUACCGGCAUGCUUUUAUCUUGGAACUUUCACCAGAAAUGUAUUUUAGGCAGUUUGUGCUUAUAACAAAAUAACAAUUUUUAAAUUAGGUGAUGAGAUUUUCAAUAUGUUCAAAUAAACUAUUUACAUUAAAUAUAAAGUUCUUUACUCUC